CGAAAAUUAUCUCUUUGAAGAAUACAUCGUUGACUCCGAAGUACUGACACUCAGCAAAUGGGAAGAACUUAAUUUUGCCAUCGAUUACCUUACACCAUCUACACGAAAAGUUCUAGAACAUCCAGUGUUGCAAAAAUGGCUUAAGCAUGGUGUGACCUUCGAUUUACUUAUUGUUGAGGUUCUGCAGCAGGAAGCGCUCUAUGCACUGGCAUACCAUUUCAAGGCUUUGCUUAUUGGCGUUUCCAGCUUCGGCACCGAUAUGCGUAUCGACGAAUUGGUUGGCAACACCUCACCACUCUCCUAUAUACCCUCAACAACUAGCCAUUUAACAGAUCAUAUGAAUUUUCGCGAGCGUUUAGAAAAUUUCUACAUUCAUGUUCUGGAGUGGAUACAUAAUCGUUUCGUAAUGUUGCCUGCGCAAUAUGAGCUGUACAAAAAAUACGUACCCACCCCAACGGCGCCAUUUAUGGAAAUGCGUAAGAACUUCUCACUUGUGUUGCUGAAUCAACAUUUCUCAAUGAGCCUACCACGUCCUUAUGUGCCGAAUGCUAUCGAAGUUGGCGGCUGGCACAUAGAUCACAAGCCAAGUAAAUUACCAGCCGAUAUGGCAGAAUUUAUAAAUGCCGCCCCAAAGGGGGUAAUCUACUUCUCGUUAGGCACAAAUAUACGCAGUAGAAAUUUGUCUGCAAAAAGGCGCGCUAUACUAAUGGAAGUUUUCGCCUCGUUAAAGCAAUACAACAUACUUUGGAAAUUCGAAGAUCCAGAAUUACCUGGAAAACCCACGAAUGUAUUUAUCAGUAAAUGGUUUCCACAAUCUGAUGUAUUAGCGCACCCUAAGGUAAAGCUCUUUAUAACACAUGGUGGACUGCUGAGCACAAUUGAGGCUAUACAUCAUGCCAAGCCGGUGGUGGGUAUGCCUGUUUUCUAUGACCAACAUCUGAAUGUUGCGCGUGCGCAGCAGAAAGGUUUUGGUGUGAGCAUCCAUUUCAGGAGCUUCACUGCUAACCAACUCAAAAGCGCUAUAGUGGAGGUGCUGGAAAAUCCAAAAUAUUCAAAACGCGCGCAAGAAAUCUCACAGCUCUAUCACGAUCAACCAGAGACACCAGUGAAGAAGGCAAUUUAUUGGACAGAGUAUGUAUUGCGGCAUAAGGGCGCACCGCAUAUGCGUGUAGCAGCGCGAAAUUUGAAUUUUAUUGAAUAUCAUAAUUUGGAUGUCAUUGCUGUGCUGUUUGGCGGGCCACUUUUGGCCUUACUGGUUGUUGCGUGGGUGAGCUGCAAGCUAUUGAAGGCGAUUGUGGGAAGAGGUGAUGUACGAAAUAAGAAAGAAAAGCAAAGCUAAUUAGAUAUCUAAGUAUAGAGUUUAAAAUGAAUUUCCACAGAAAUAUAU
Rhagoletis zephyria (snowberry fruit fly) is the source of this 1387-nucleotide messenger RNA. Its product is annotated as UDP-glucuronosyltransferase 2B20-like. Gene Ontology annotation, molecular function: UDP-glycosyltransferase activity. The record is from RefSeq and is a predicted model, not a curated record. NCBI's taxonomy places the organism in Eukaryota, Metazoa, Arthropoda, Insecta, Diptera, Tephritidae.